UCCAGCACUCAUUCACUCACUCUGGAUAGGCCUGCUCAAGCUAAGGCCAAGGAAUAAAGGGGGUGGACUUUGCAAGAACCCUCAAAGCUCUGGCAUCGCACACACUCUAUCAGUGCGACUGGAAGAGAGAAUCCUAGGCUGGGGCUCUCUGGCUAGCGUUGGAACUAAGAAGUGCCCCCAGCCUCCGAGUGCUGCGCGCUGCGGCCAGUAGGAGGCGAGCCCGGGAAUGCCCAGCCCUAGGAAAGCGAGCGCGGAGGCCGAGAGGAGUCAGAGAGGGGAAAGGAGAAGGAAGAAAGAAGAGCUCGGGAACUUGGACCCAGAGACGCAGGAAAGGGCGGGAGGCAGAGAGCCAGCACGGGCGGAGUAGGAACCACGCUUACUAGUGUAAGAAAACUGAGGCUCACUCUGGACGCAUGCGCACGGCCAACGGAGGCCAGAGGGCCAGAGCUUCCCCUCCAGCUAGUCCAGUGGAUCCUAGCUUGGUCCUGGAAAAUUGGAGACUGACAGACAUAUGGCAGGAGGGAGCUGCUGAACUAUGGACUCUCUGCUGUGUUUUUUGCUGGUGCUGGCUGAGCUUGUAUUGAACAAGUGUUCAGUGUCUACAGGUUUUGUUUUCACUCAAGGGACCAUUGCUGGCCACACUCCACUUUCAGUGCAUGGGCUGGGCAGGUUCUUCCGUCUCCCACUCUCCCCAGUUUUUGUGUCCCACGUUGCUAACAGAGUGUCUCCCAAGUGCACCGUGAUUGGGGAAAGCACCAUAGCUUCCCUGAGCCUGCGGGAUCCGAGUGGCCUGAGAUGCGGAUGCAGCAGACGUGCGGCGGAAGCGAGACCGAGGGCUCCAUCCCAAGCCAGCAGGGCGCAGGCAGCCGCGGCUCCAAUGCCUGCUGCUUUUGCUGGUGCUGCUGCUGCAGCUGUUCUUGCCUCACUGUGAGAAACCAGGAAGACCAGAGACCCGGGAGAGCCUCCCAUGAACUCAGGACAGACAUUCCGGCUUGUGAAGAAAGCCCCACCCCCACUCUGGAAGAAGUCUGUGCCUGGGCCCAGUCAUUUGACAACCUAAUGGUGACUCCAGCUGGAAGAAAUGCAUUCCGGGAAUUCCUUCGAACAGAAUUCAGUGAAGAAAACAUGCUUUUCUGGAUGGCCUGUGAGGAGCUGAAAAGGGAAGCUAAUCAGAGCACGAUUGAGGAGAAAGCCAAGAUAAUAUAUGAAGACUACAUUUCUAUUCUCUCUCCUAAAGAGGUCAGUUUGGACUCCCGCGUACGGGAGGGCAUCAACAGAAACAUGGUGGAUCCAUCCCAACACAUAUUCGAUGAUGCUCAACUUCAGAUUUACACCCUAAUGCACAGAGACUCCUAUCCCCGGUUCAUGAACUCCACGGUCUACAAAGACCUGCUGAAGUCCUUAACUGAGAGAGCAGUUGAAGCAUAGGUGGUGUCAAGCAUACUUAUUAUUAAUAAUUCCAGAAAAUAACUCAUGGGCCACAUUCAGCACAGGAAAUCUAGAGGUAGGAUCUUCUCUGCUAGAGAGAUUCUUGGACUAUUGUAGCAACAAAUUCUUCCUCCACAGAGAGCUAUAGACUCACAGUAUAACUGCAGCCACCUUUAGUAAUACUUGUCAGGAAAAAAAGGGAUAUGACAGCCUUAGAAAGACAGUAUGCUCACGCUCACAGUGACAGUAGCAUGUUCUCAAGGGGAGGGCACGCACUAGCCUCUGCUCUGCCUGCAGCUCAGACACACAGAGCAAAUGGAGACACUUUUGUUUUGCAUGAGUUAAUACCCUGUUACACUCUGAAGGAAAGGCAUUCAGGUUUUUUCCAACUAACGCUUCUUUCAGUCUGAAUACUUCACUUAGCACCAUGCCAGGAUUGGAAGUCACAUUUCGUGAAGAUGUGACUAUUCCUUGUGAAAACGGCAACCGAGUGCAUCUGCUGUGGUGGUGGAACAUACCACACACUGUGCUCUAGGUGGGUCAGUCUCAGGUAUUUGGGAAGAAAAGCAAUGCUUAAGUGAUUCUUCAUUCAGAAAGGAUGACCAUAUUAUCUACCAACCUGAAGAAUGAGUUUUCAAGUUCAUAGCUUGUCAUGUUCACAAAGCUUCAAAUAAACAUAUUUUAAUUUUUUAUUGAAAGAAAUGUGGAUAUUUUCACUCUGAAAAAUAAAACAUAAAAGUUUUCUCUCAA
Molecule: messenger RNA, 2178 nt
Organism: Peromyscus californicus insignis
Lineage: Eukaryota; Metazoa; Chordata; Mammalia; Rodentia; Cricetidae
Gene: Rgs20
Product: regulator of G protein signaling 20
Exons: 6
Coding region: 796-1428 (210 amino acids)
Source: RefSeq, a predicted model, not a curated record